This is a messenger RNA of Gracilinanus agilis (Agile Gracile Mouse Opossum), 1246 nucleotides long. RefSeq names its product sulfotransferase 1C2-like. Gene Ontology annotation, cellular component: cytoplasm. The coding region runs from base 62 to 982 and encodes 306 amino acids. The transcript has 8 exons. Gene Ontology annotation, molecular function: sulfotransferase activity. Lineage: Eukaryota; Metazoa; Chordata; Mammalia; Didelphimorphia; Didelphidae. The record is from RefSeq and is a predicted model, not a curated record. Gene Ontology annotation, biological process: sulfation.
CAGAGUCCUAUCUCUCUUAGUAUGGAAAGUGUCUCCACUAUCCCAUGUUGAUAAAGAUCCCAUGAAAGAGAAUAUGGCUCAGGAAGCAAAAAGACCAUUGCUCUCAGAAGGAAGGAAACGUGCACCAUUGGGAGAGGUGGAAGGGAUCCUCCUGCCGAGUACAACAGUGAAUAACUGGGAUCAAAUACAGAAAUUCAAAGCCAAGAAUGAUGAUCUUCUCAUUUGUACCUAUCCUAAAUCAGGAACAACAUGGAUUCAAGAAAUUGUAGACAUGAUUGAACAAAAUGGAGAUGUGGAGAAGUGUCAGCGAUCAGUCAUUCAUCACCGGCAUCCUUUCCUUGAGUGGGCACGCAUUCCUCAACCUUCCGGUGUGGACCAAGCCAAUGCAAUGCCAUCCCCUCGGGUACUGAAGACACACCUGCCCACCCAGCUGCUUCCUCCAUCCUUCUGGGAAAGCACUUGUAAGAUCAUUUAUGUAGCUCGGAAUGCCAAAGACUGCAUGGUAUCCUAUUACCAUUUCCAAAGGAUGAGCCAAACACUCCCUGAACCAGGAACUUGGGAAGAAUAUUUUGAAAACUUCAUGAAUGGGAAAGUGAGCUGUGGCCCCUGGUAUGAUCAUGUUAAAGGAUGGUGGAAAGCAAAAGACAAACACCAAAUUCUCUUCCUUUUUUAUGAGGACAUCAAAGAGAAUCCAAAGCGUGAAAUUCAGAAGGUGAUAAAGUUCAUGGGAAAGAACCUGGAUGAAAUGAUAAUAGAUAAAAUUGUGCAGGAGACAUCAUUUGAAAAGAUGAAAGAAAAUCCUAUGACAAACCGUUCUACAGUACCUACAACUAUUAUGGACCAAUCCAUUUCUCCCUUCAUGAGAAAGGGAAUUGUUGGAGAUUGGAAAAAUCAUUUCACUGUGGCUCAAAAUGAGAUAUUUGACAAAGACUAUAAAAAGAAGAUGGAAGGAAUCUCUUUACCCUUCCGCAUGGAAAUAUGAUAAUGGUGUGGAUGAUGAUAAAGAUGAUGGUGAUGAUUAUAAUUAUGAUUAUUAUACUGUGAUUGUAGUGAUAAUGAUAAUAAUGCUUUCAAGUUUGCAAAGUGCUUUGCAAAUAUUAUCUCAUGUUAUUGUCACAGAUAUAUUCUUGACAGCCACCAAACAAUAGAAGCUAAAAAAGCACGUGUAAUCUUGUGGUAAAAUUGGUCUCUAAUGAUUAUAAUGUCCACAUAACACUCUUAUUAAAAAUACUAAUAAUUAAAAGUG